Messenger RNA from Dicrocoelium dendriticum, 2721 nucleotides. The record is from the annotation of a GenBank genome assembly. Lineage: Eukaryota; Metazoa; Platyhelminthes; Trematoda; Plagiorchiida; Dicrocoeliidae.
GUGCUUUCGCAUUAUUACAUAUCUGGCCUGGACCUCGUCAUUUUGCGAACAUUUGCUCGCUUUUCUGGGCACACUGCUGGCCUAUCUUUGAAGUUUUCAGCCAACUAUAGCGCAUUAGUGAAUUCACCUGGCCCUUUUACCGCUGCUGGUGAUGAAUACAUUGAUAGCUUUCGUGUCUGUCAUCGUUGGCGCCCUGCAUUAUUUUUACGUGUCUUCUCUGCAUGAAAACGAUCUCUUUUACUCACACCUUUCAAGCAGGGAGCGCGAGCUUACCUUUCGUACUGAAUCGGGAUUUUAUUACUCGUUUUUCAAGCAGCUAAUAACAGCACGCGCUUGGUUAGCGGGAUGGUACUCGCUUAUUCACGAUGCUCGAACGGAAGUUCCACGGUGCUUCAACGCCUCUGGAUUAGUAGGUAUGCACUACGCACACUUAAUGACCUUGACGCAAUCAGAUCCAAAAGUUCCAUGUCCGGACCUCAACUCAAUGCAACGCUUCAAUCUUUAUCCGGAAUUGAUUUUGGCCACAGUAUAUCGCAUACUACGGUCACAGGGACUUCUCUCUCAGGAAUGUUAUCGCGUCCAACGGGACGUUCCAAGUGGACCGAUCGCACUCGUUGUCAACCCACCGGUAUUUUUGGAGCACAUUCGCAACAGAUCCUCUCCCAUGGUUGCGUCACAAACGCUUGGCUUGGCAGAUAAAUCCGUGAUCAGCUGUGUUGGCUUAGGCGAACCGUCUUAUUUCUACAUCACUGGCGUAUUUGUACUGGCUGGCCUCAUGCUAUCCGCUUUGGCGUGGUCCGGUUGGUUCAUCGCUUCGAUCGAGUGGCCGUCCUCACAUCGUUCGCCUUUUCUUUCUGUCUGGGGCGCGAUUCUUCCGGUAAUGGCCUACUUUUUUAAUCAUCGUGAGGCCACUCGAGUGCAGUGGAUUCAACCCUUACGGGAGAAUUUCGCAUAUCCCUUCUUCACAAUUCAACAGGCAUGGAUGUUGCGAUUGCUCAUACAUCGUCUGCCUAACCAGAUAUCCUGGUUGGAUGCAACUGUUUAUUUCUGUCUGCUAUUGGGGUUUCAAUUGCCUUGGCAGUUUGCUCAGUUCGCCUUGGCUACCCAAGUCGCCGCGCUGUUUGCAGCCGUCUGCAUCAGCACGGUGUUUUGUUCCCAUGAACUUGCUCUUCAUUUGAUUCGACGUGUGCGUACGGUUGUGUGGGCCCACUUACUCGCAUUGCUCGCCAACUUCGUUUUACAAUUCGGCAACCGGUUACUUCUGACGUCUGGCUAUCCUGCGGGCCUUGCAGGAACCUUGUUCGGGAUUUGGAUUUUGACAAAGCAGCUUAAUCGGAAACCGGAUUCUAAGGUGACAGCCGCAGAUGAAACCUGUUUGGUUCAAGUCUUCGGUGUGUCAGUUUGCACAUGGCGCUUCAUCUUGUCGCCGCUGUUGGCUACCACCGGUUUCACCUUCUGUCCCGGUCUCUUGUUAACUCACCUUUUCUUUCCUACCGCGGAAGCCGAACACGACGGUGGGCACAUUGUGGAUUUGCUGCGUGAGAAAUUGCAACUUGGCGAUGGGUUUCGCACUUUUCACACCAGGCUAUAUACUUGUGCCGCAGAAUUCGACUUCAUUGGUUGGAAGGCGCUGGAGCAGCUUGUUUCAACAGGGCUUAUACCUGCGUCCAUUCUAUGCUGCUUAUGGGCACUUGGAUCUGCCUGUCACCGCAUCUUAGUUUCAAGCGCGAAGAGUCAUUACUCCCAUGAGCGAUCGAAAGCGUACGUAGAUUUCGUGUCCAUCUUUAUUGUUUUUCAGUUAUGCUGCUUCUCUCUGAUGGCCUUGCUUGUUAUGCGGCUGAAGUUGUUUUGGACUCCCCAACUGUGUCUGUCACUAGCGAUUUUGGCACAGCCUCGCAGAUGGGACCGUCUGGCUGCCACAUUGCGCGGAUGGCUAAAACUGGACAAGCGGAAAUCGUCUGGAAUACGCACGUAUCCGAAAUGGUUCGUUCAUAGUCUCCUUGCGUCUCUACUCGCCUAUAUGUCUGUUUCAGGAAGGAAGAACAUCCAGGCGGAAUGGGCGAUUCGUGGUCAGUUCAGUGCAUACAACGAUGAAGUUUUACAUAAUUGGUUUCAAAGUCUACCGCCACCACCCGCUCCUGAAGCCUACCAAAAGCCAUGGGUGAUUUCCGGUCCGAUGUCUACCAUGGGAUCCCUUCGGUUAAUGUUACCAGCGUCACCACCCUACCCAACAACGCAGCCGAGCUCCGAGCCCACAGGUACCACGGUCGGGUUUGCUUUUACCAACCACCCGCAUUAUGAGAGUGCAGAGCUGCGCAAACGGACCGUUCUCGCCUACUCCAUCUACAGCCGGAAACCUGUCGAAGAAAUUUGGAACAUUUACCGAUAUCAACUGCAAGCAGACUUUGUGAUAAUGGAUGCGCACAGCUGUCUUCCGCGCCAAGGAUGUAGCAAUCCGGAGCUGUACGACCUCAUGGAGCCACAUUUAAUUGGACGACCCGCCUUAUGUGAAGCACUGCUCGCUCCUGAGGUGAUCAAAAAUGGUGUAACGCCGAUCGGUUGGAAACGCUUUUUUGAUGUGGUUUAUGUGGAUUUGUUCACAGGGCAAGUAGUGCUCUAUGUUAAACGGACCUAAUUCACAUCGUUCUUCGAAAGUUCACCUCCUCUAAGCCGCGUUUCUUGUUUCAAUAUCGAUUUUGGAAAUACAACACUUAUUUGAUU